Molecule: messenger RNA, 2225 nt
Organism: Closterium sp. Yama58-4
Lineage: Eukaryota; Viridiplantae; Streptophyta; Zygnematophyceae; Desmidiales; Closteriaceae
Source: the annotation of a GenBank genome assembly
ACACGUCAGCAGCAGUGCUGACGUCAGCAGGAUCCCAGUACUCCGUGCAGCACUCCCGUCUCUCCACGGCCCACCAGCUGCUGGCGCUGCUGCAGCGAGGGGACGUGACGGACAGGCUCAUCAUCAUCCUCGGAUCGCUCUUCUUCUUCCUCGUCUGCUCCUUCAUCAUCGUCUCACGCGUUCCCCUCCUCAACUCCCUCCUCCUUUCCUCCACCUCCCUCUUCUUCUCCACCACGCACGCUGUCCUCUCACCCAUACUCUCCCUCAUCUCAUCCCUCCUCACCCCUCUCGCAUCCUCCUUCCUCCCCACCCUCGUCUCCCUCUCAUCCACCUCUCUCGCCCUCGCAUCCUCUUCCCUCUCCUCCCUUCACCACACACUCCAACCCCUUCUCUCGCCCCCAUCGUCUCCCCCGCCUCCUCUCCCACCUUCCGCGCCCUCUCCCAUGCCCUCCCCUUUCCCACCUUCCUCCCCUUCCCCACCCACCACUGCCACCACUCUUCCCUCCUCGUCCCCCUCAUCCGCCUCCUCUCUCCCUCCUCUAAACCCAUCUCAACCGCACACGCCGUCUGAGGUGCCUCACACACAAAGCCCGCCACAGCAACAACAAGAGCAGGGCGGAGAGAAGGUUGCUGCGCCUAGAGAGUCACUGUCGGUAGGAGUGGAGCAGGAAAGAGGGGCACGAGCAAGUGAAGAGGUGCAUGCAGAGGGUGAUGCUGAACGGGAGGAAGGAGGAGGAGGUGGACAGGAGCAAGCAGAGACAGGGCAAGCAGCAAGAGGAGUGGGAGAAGGGGUGGGCGGAAAGGCAGGGGGAGCAGGAUCAGCCGCGAGACAGGUGAGGCGAGGGACAGGGGGGAAAGUCCCGAUGGGGAAGGGGAAGGUGGGCGGUAAGCAGAGGGCGGUAGCACGAGGGAAAGUGAGGGGUGGGGAAAGAGGAAAGCAAAGAGGGGGAGCAGGAGGAGCAGGGAGUGGAGGGGAACUAGGAGGUAACGAGGCAAGGGAGGGAGUAGCAGCAGGAGCAGGAGCAACGGAAGGGAGAAGAGCAAGAGGAAGUGGAGAGGAGGCAGCAGGAGCUGACACAAGAGGAGGUGGAGGAGAAGGUGACUUGGCAGGUGCAGGUGAAGCCACUGAGGGCAGUGCUUCCAUUGCAGCUGCUGGUCGCCCGGUCCCCUCUCCGGAAGCACCUCCUCUUGCACAUCCGCCUCCCCUUGCCACCCACCGCGCUGCUUACAGGCCUCCUGGGGAUUCACCUGUAGGGGAUUCGCCUGCUGGGAAUUCGCCUGCUGGGAAUUCGCCUGCUGGGAAUUCGCCAGCUGUGGAAUCACCUGCUGGAGAUUCACCUGGUGUGGAUAUACCUGCUCUGGAUUCACCUGGUGGGGAUUCACCUGGUGGGGAUUCACCUGGUGGGGAUUCACCUGGUGGGGAUUCACCUGGUGGGGAUUCACCUGGUGGGGAUUCACCUGGUGGGGAUUCGCCUGCUGCUGCGCCUGUGAGGGAGGGAGGAGGAGUGGAGGCUGCAGCAGGUGGGGUAAGGGAGGGUGCGAGUGGGGAAGGGGAGGGAGAGGGUGGGAGUGAGGAGGAGCGCAGAGAGGGAGCGGGUAGUGAGGGGGAAGAGCAGGGCACAUGUGGUGUGGCAGGUGGCAGUGGCACGUGUGAUGCAGACUCUGAAUCUGCUGCAGCCUUCCAAGGUGAUGCUCUCAGUGCUUCUGCUGAUGUUAACAAUGCUGCUGCUUCAGCGGCUGCUGCUGCUGCUGCUGAUGCUGCUGCUGCGGCUGUUGCUGACGAUUCUUCUGCGGCGGCUGCUGUUGAUGAUGCUGCUGACACUGCCAGCGCUGAUGCUUAUACCGUCGACUCUCAUGCUCCUCCUGUUGAUGCCACCACUAUUGCUGCUGCUGAUGCCACCACCACUGCUGCUGCUGAUGCCACCACCACUGUUGCUGCUGAUGCCACCACCACUGCUGCUGCUUAUGCCACCACCACUGCUGCUGCUGAUGCCACCACCACUGCUGCUGCUGAUGCCACCACCACUGCUGCUGCUGAUGCCACCACCACUGCUGCUGCUGAUGCCACCACCACUGCUGCUGCUGAUGCCACCACCACUGCUGCUGCUGAUGCCACCACCACUGCUGCUGCUGAUGCCACCACCACUGCUGCUGCUGAUGCCACCACCACUGCUGCUGCUGAUGCCACCACCACUGCUGCUGCUGCUAAUGGCGCUGGGGGCUAA